CCAUUUCGAACUAUUUUUGUCUAGUUACUUAUUGGUCUUGUUUAAGACGUGUGUAUUCUAUACAUAUAGAACAUCCCCUUUUGCAGAGAAGUCCGCUUUAUCAAGUUGAGUUUUAUGCAAAUUUAGGGAUUGGCCACCCAAUUAACAUCCCACCUUCAUUCUCGUUGAAAGUUUGUCUUUGGUACUAAAUUACUAAUACAAUAGCUGAAUUCAGUGUAUCUAUUUUAAAUUAUAUAAUGUAUUAUUGGGUCCCAUUGCUUAGGUGCUGUUGUAUUUAUCUGUAAAAUAAAAUUGGAAAAAAUGAGAAGAGGAUAAAUUGUAAUUUCCAAUAUUGCAGACCACAAUUUUCAAGGGCCAAUCACCAUUUUUUAGUUUUCAAUCCUUUCUUUCUUUUUUUGCUUUCUGCUCUCUCACGUAAGUUCUGUGCGCCUCAAAGUGUAAGGCUCGAUUUUUUUCUUUUUUUUUCAUUGUCGAAUUUUAUUGGUACAACCGGUGGUACAGUGCAACUCAUAUCAUAUCGACAUGUCCCGGAAAUUAGUUGGAACAAUCGUGUCACCGUUUGUCCCUCACGUUACGAAUUUUCGUACUUCAAGAAUUGCUAGUGCCCACAGGACACAGAAUAAAGCACUUGAAGUCCUUGUCUAAGUUAUCUUUCACAUAAUUAUGAUCAGUGAUGUGGAAGAUGAAGAAUAUUACAACAGGCCGCUUGGACGAUGGCCUGUUUUCGUCUAUGGUGUGGGUCACAUGCUCAAUGACAUUACAUCCGCCUGUUGGUUUACUUACUUGUUGGUGUUCCUCACAGACAUCGGGCUUUCUCCAGGGGAUGCUGCAAUUGUGAUGCUUAGUGGACAAGUGGCAGAUGGUUUCAUGACUGCCUUUUCUGGCGAGCUGAUAGACCGGUUUGGACAUUUCAAAAUUUGGCAUGGCGCUGGAUCCCUGCUAGUUGCUGUUUCAUUUUCUUCAGUUUUUGGUGGUUGUAUACCAUGCAAAAUAUUUGGUACAAAUUCAUCUGCUCUGGAGACAAUUGGAUACAGCAUUUUUGCAGCUAUCUUCAAUAUUGGUUGGGCUGCCACUCAAGUUUCACACAUGUCCAUGGUGAACUGUAUGACGCUGAAUCCCACGAGCAGAGUAGUGCUAGCCAGCUGUCGGAAUGCAUUUACUAUGAUUGCAAAUCUAAGCUUGUAUGCAGUGGCUUUUGUUGUCUUUGGUCUUGGUAAAUCAAGGACUCAUGCUGAUAUAGAAAGCCAGUAUCGUUGGAUUGCUUAUUCAUCAAUUUUUAUUGGAUGCUGCUUUGUCUGCAUCUUUCUUACUGGAACUAAAGAGCCCAGAUUGAAAGAUGGCUUUCCAGGAAAAGUCUAUGCUAGAGUAGAAUGGACCUACUGGUUCCAUAAAGUGCUCUACUAUCAGGUUGCUCUUGUAUAUACGCUGACUAGACUAGUGACUAAUGUCUCACAGUCAUUUCUUGCCUUUUACGUCAUCAACGACCUACAAAUGGCUCAAUCUUCAAAAGCACUGGUGCCUGCUAUCAUAUACAUUUGCAGCUUCAUCAUCUCCAUUAUUUUACAGGAGAUGGCUUGGACUGGCCACCGCCUGAAGACAUUCUUCUCUAUUGGAGGCGUGCUUUGGAUAUUUUGCGGUGCAGCAGUUUUGUUUUUGCCUCAAGGCUCGAGUAGUUAUAUGUAUAUCAUCUCUAUUGUUAUUGGUAUCGCAAAUGCACUGAUGAUGGUUACUGGAAUAGGUAUGCAGAGUGUCCUUGUUGGACAAGAUCUUAAUGGGAGUGCUUUUGUCUAUGGUUCACUGAGCUUCAUGGACAAAAUGUCUUGUGGAAUUGUGUUGUACCUUUUGGAAUCAUAUCAAAGCAACGAGUCUUCAAAUAUCGGAGAGCUUCAUUCGUCCAUACUAAGUUUCUCUAUUACCAGAUAUGCUGUGGGUGUUGUACCAGCAAUUUGCGCUCUCAUUGGCGUGGCAGUAACAUAUAGUAUGAAACUUGCAACUCCUCCAAAGCCUUUAAUAGAGCCCCUUCUGGUCUAACAUGGUUCAAUCUGCAGCAUUGACAUCAAAUUUAGAGAGAAAUUUUGGAUUGUUUUAUUUUUUGACACUAGAAAUCACGUCUCCCACCAUGUACAGUCAAUUUUACAGCGCUUAAACAUGUAAUCUAUUCGCAGUACUCUAAUGUACGUGUUGUAAGCUUCCGUUGUUUGGUCUUCCUUUUUUUUGGUUGAUGUUUCCAUUGCAAUAUUAUUACAAAAGGAAAAUUUGUAAUUAUUAAUCCAA
Messenger RNA from Spinacia oleracea (spinach), 2274 nucleotides. RefSeq lists its product as uncharacterized. The coding region runs from base 664 to 2031 and encodes 455 amino acids. The record is from RefSeq and is a predicted model, not a curated record. Lineage: Eukaryota; Viridiplantae; Streptophyta; Magnoliopsida; Caryophyllales; Amaranthaceae. Gene Ontology annotation, molecular function: symporter activity. Gene Ontology annotation, cellular component: plasma membrane. The transcript has 14 exons. Gene Ontology annotation, biological process: carbohydrate transport.